GGUGGUCUACCGGACCGGCUGUUUCACCCCUAUCAUUUAUAAAUUCGCGUUGCUGGUGGCGGUGGCUGCAAGACGACGGCGUGAAGAGAACCAAUCUAGGGCUUCUUCCUCUCCCGAUCGAGCGAAGGGGACGCCGUACUCAUGAGGCCUUCGAUCAACCGACCCCCGACACCCAACCCGGACGAGGAGCCGGAAAAAGAGCUUUCCAUUCAGGAGAUCAUCAACAUCAAGCUAAUAGAGUCUGGGGAGAAGGAGAAACUGAUGGAGCUUUUGAGGGAGAGGCUGAUCGAGUGCGGAUGGAGGGACGAGAUGAGAGCGCUCUGCAGAGCAUAUGCAAAGAAAAAGGGAAGAAAUAAUGUCACAGUUGAUGACCUUGUACAUGUUAUUACUCCAAAAGGAAGAGCUUCAGUGCCGGAUUCUGUGAAGGCUGAACUACUGCUACGCAUCCAAUCUUUCCUCAAAUCUGUUCCGCUUGAUGCCCUCUGAACUAUAAAAGCGGGUGCUCGCAAGCAUAAUAUCUCACACAAACUGUGCUACUCUCUUCUCUAAAAUCUCGUUGGAGAUCGAUCAAAUCCUAUGGGCUUGAUUCUGGCAGCAGAUAGAGAUCACUUGUUGCCUUCCUAUCCUAUUUUUCCUCAAAGCUGCGGCAACAAUUUGUUGCGUCAUAUUUUGUAAAAUGCAUGAUAUGUAGUAUUCUUAAAUGCUUCAUAAACUAAACUCAAGAUAUGUAUUUAUAGUUUUUUUCA
Zingiber officinale is the source of this 746-nucleotide messenger RNA. Its product is annotated as transcription and mRNA export factor ENY2-like. The transcript is spliced from 5 exons. Bases 142 to 486 code for a protein of 114 amino acids. Lineage: Eukaryota; Viridiplantae; Streptophyta; Magnoliopsida; Zingiberales; Zingiberaceae. Gene Ontology annotation, cellular component: SAGA complex; nuclear pore; DUBm complex. Gene Ontology annotation, molecular function: chromatin binding; transcription coactivator activity. Gene Ontology annotation, biological process: positive regulation of DNA-templated transcription; poly(A)+ mRNA export from nucleus; regulation of transcription by RNA polymerase II. The record is from RefSeq and is a predicted model, not a curated record.